Gambusia affinis (western mosquitofish) is the source of this 2644-nucleotide messenger RNA. RefSeq names its product proline-rich coiled-coil 1 (gene prrc1). The coding region runs from base 349 to 1656 and encodes 435 amino acids. The record is from RefSeq and is a predicted model, not a curated record. The transcript is spliced from 9 exons. Gene Ontology annotation, cellular component: cytoplasm. NCBI's taxonomy places the organism in Eukaryota, Metazoa, Chordata, Actinopteri, Cyprinodontiformes, Poeciliidae. Gene Ontology annotation, molecular function: protein kinase A regulatory subunit binding. Gene Ontology annotation, biological process: activation of protein kinase A activity.
AGGACCCAAAAUGGGCGGUCGAAGUACACACUUUAAACCGUAUUCAUGUCUAUGCUUCAACGCCUUCAACACUAACGCGUAUGUGAAGGGAACAAGGGUGGAACAAGGGUGGAAGUGCGAGUAUUCGGACCAGGGCUACCUUUAGAUGGCAGUAAUACACCUUUAUAGAUGUAAUGUGCGAUUAGACUCCCCAGAAGAAGAUCCAAGCAGACCUACUCAUAUCUAUAGUUUAUGGCAGACGUGGCAAACGAUCGACGUCUUUCAACUGGCCGAUCACACAUUUGUUGAGCACUUCCGAAACAGCAUACUGCAGAAUCUGGACUAAAGCUUAGCUUUGUAGCAAAGAAGAUGAUGGAAGAGAGUGGGAUUGAGACAACGCCUCCUGUGAGCCCAACACCUUUAUCACUCGCCACCUCAGCCAGUAAUCCACCACUCACCAGUGGUCUGUCAAGUCAGCGUUCUCUCUCUGGAACCAGCUCUAUCACAAAUUGUUCACCUUCCGUUUCUAACUCUCCUCCAUCCAUUGAUUUCCUUCCUCACUUCAGUAGCUCUUUGACCACGCCAUGUUCCUCUCUCUCCCAGUUGCCUCCCUCGUCAACUCUCGUCUUACCUUUCCCUACCAGUUCUACCUUCCCUCCUGUGAAUUCCCCCCCUUUGCCUCCUUUACCUUCUUCUGUUAGUCCACUCUCAGCAGCUGGUAUGGCUGCCUCUCCUGUACACCCACCCACGACAGGGUUCUCUACAAGUGCUGGAUACGACAUCACACGGGGUCAUGCCGGACGAACGCCACAGACGCCCUUGAUGCCUACAUUCUCUAAUGCUUCUCCACUGCCAGGUAUUGUGUCUACCACCAUAUACAAGCAUACAGGAGGACUAAAUACUGGAUCUCCAAUUACUUUCCCAGAGGAGGUUGAGGACCCUAUAGUGUCUGAAGACACCUCUUCCCCAAAAGGGAUCUGGGGUUUUUUAAAGGGAGUAGCAGGUAAUCCUGUGGUAAAGAACGUCCUAAAUAAAACCAGACACUCAGUAGAGUCCAUGAUCACUACUCUGGACCCUGGCAUGGCACCAUACAUCAAGUCAGGUGGAGACAUUGACAUUGUUGUGGCUUCUGAUAAGGACAUGAGCGUGCAAGCUGUCAGAGAGGCCUUCCAGGAGGUUUUUGGGAUGGCAACGGUCACUGGAGAGCCAAGUCAGUCCAACAUUGCCCCUCAACCAGUGGGUUAUGCAGCUGGAGCUAAGGGGGCCCAAGAACGCAUUGACGGCUUGCGUCGAGCUGGUGUGAUUCAUGAGAAGCAGCCUGUAGUCGCUUUGGAAAACUUCAUAGCUGAACUUUUUCCAGAGAAGUGGUUUGACAUUGGCUGUUUAAUCUUGGAAGACCCUGGUCAUGGCAUUUGCGUGGAGGUCUUCACACAAGCAACUCCUCUGACACUGGAUCACAUUCAGCAGGCUCAUUCCCUUACACCGCCUGACUACAGCCUGCGUUGGUCCGGCCUGGUCGUUACAGUGGGAGAGAUCUUGGAGCGCAGUCUGCCGAACAUCAGCAGAACAGAUUGGCACAAGUCUGUAACAGGAUUAAGCCAACAUUAUAUAAUCCAAUGUGCAGCCAAAGUUCUUGCUGGACUUUACAAACAGAAGCUGCUUUCCUGGACUGAGUGAGGCUGACUGGUAACAGAUUCCAUAGGGACACAGAAACGGCCAUGAAAACUACCGUUCUACUUUUGGAUUAGAUGUAUCCAUUUGUGCCCACUGAGAUUUUCCAAGUGUUUUUCAAUGCCGUAAGAUUUUAACAAAGUCUUGUUUUUCUGUAUUGUGUUAUGAAAAGGUUCCACUAUAUUCUGACAUUAUAUUAAUUUCUUUACUUAUUAACAGUUUUCAUAAAGUUGUUGAAUGGAAAAUAAAUCUGCUUUUUUUUUCUGCAGGCUGCAGGGUUUCUUUUUUUGUUUUUCUGCUAUGUUGAUUUAACAGAUAGAGAAUAAUUUGAUAAAACUGUGCAUUUACCCCAAAGCAUUGCAACAUUGAAUUUCAAUGUGUACAUGAACAUACAUUGCAAUAUGCUGUGAAGUGGUAAAUGUAUGGGCACAAAAAUACAUGCAAGUUGAUUCUUAGGCUACCCUUGUUCUUAAGUGUAGUACCAGGAAUUAUCUACUCUGCAUGAUGACAAAAAAAAUAAAAAAUGCUGCAUCAAAGUUGGACAGAGUCCAGGUUGAUGAAACUUACCAAUGUGCGACCCAAGUCACUAGAUUGGCCAUUCAAAAUCCUUGGUGCCAAAGACACCAAGAUUUUUUACACCAAGAAAAAUUAAGGUAUGCAAGUGAUCUUGCAUACCUUAAUUUUUCAUUUUAUCUCUUAGUUGUAAGCUGGUUGGUUUAUCUUUUUUAAAUAAACAUUCUGCAGAUAUUUUAUCUGUUUUUAAAUUCUUCUUUAUCUUAAUGUGCAGAUUUAAACUGUUGUUGAAAAAGUAUAUUUUAAAAAUUUGACUCUUGUAUGCAUCAUAUUUAUGUACAUUAGCAUUUUCACCUCCAGCAUUAAAAAAUAAUGGUUGAAGAUCGUGUACAAAUAAUUGACCAUUAGGAAAAGGUUUCUUGUUUUGUUUGUUUCUAUUAUAGAAGAACCUAAUACUUCAUUUGCUCAUUUUGGCUACAUU